Messenger RNA from Athalia rosae (coleseed sawfly), 3566 nucleotides. RefSeq names its product muscarinic acetylcholine receptor DM1 (gene mAChR-A). The transcript has 7 exons. Gene Ontology annotation, molecular function: G protein-coupled acetylcholine receptor activity; G protein-coupled serotonin receptor activity. NCBI's taxonomy places the organism in Eukaryota, Metazoa, Arthropoda, Insecta, Hymenoptera, Athaliidae. Gene Ontology annotation, biological process: adenylate cyclase-inhibiting G protein-coupled acetylcholine receptor signaling pathway; G protein-coupled receptor signaling pathway, coupled to cyclic nucleotide second messenger; chemical synaptic transmission. The record is from RefSeq and is a predicted model, not a curated record. Gene Ontology annotation, cellular component: plasma membrane; dendrite; synapse. Bases 1219 to 3195 code for a protein of 658 amino acids.
UGGGUCCAUACCCGUGUACCGCGAGACUCGGCGGGGCUCAGUUGUACCGGCUACCCCGAAACCGCGGAGUGCUCCGACCCGAUCCGCCGAGAAUACCUCCCGAAAGAAAGGGCGACCGACGUUAGGCGAGGCGAGAGCGCACUGCGAGCCGAAGGAUAAAAAACGGCCCCCCGCAACAAAAAAACAACAAAAAAAAAAAACAACGGGCGAAUCGAAGGGCCCGAUAAAAACGCCCGAAAAAAGGGGGCGAAAAACGAUUCGAAAGGAGAUCGAAGAGCCGAAAGGGAGGGAAGGGCGAAAAGAAAAUCGCGCGGUUUCGCCCAUUAAUUGUUACACACGACUAUGCGUACGCGAUAUAAUAUGUGGUAAGGUGUGCGGUGGUGUAUCAAGUUGAAUUCGUUACGUGGACAACUUCGCUCGAUGUACGCAGGAUUUUAUUCGAGUUUUCUGUACGCUCGCACGUACGCGUGACGACAUGUAGAGCGAAACGAGGGUGAAGUAAAAAAAACUCCGGACGAGAGGGAUGAUCAUCGCGACACCGGACGCGUGUCGCACGGUACGUGAUCGCAUCGAAAGGGGGAUAAGUUUCGUUGAGACAAUGGAGACGCAAUUGUAGAAUGAAAAUCUACGAUAGAAAUUACAUCGGACAAUCAUUACUCCGGCGGUGAUGAUAACCUGCAAGGAUAACGGACGGAUAUCAUCGCGAUUUGAUGCGGCUGCGGUACGUGGCGAGUCAACGUUUCUCUCGAAAUAUCCAGCUUGCGGAAUAAGUUCGGAGCGACGAAGGAGCAAGAGGAGGAGGACGAGGAGGAGGAGCAGCAGCAGCAGCAGCAGCGAAAGACCGGCGGUGGUAGCGAUGACGAUGGUAAUCGAAAAAUGUGAAACGGGGAGGAAUCACGAACGUCCGUCGCGGGGAGUAUCAAACAGCGAUUGUCAGAGUUCGGCAUGUCCGGAAUCGUCGAAAAUCACGGGGAUCCACCGUCGUUGAAUUCGUUCGUCUCGUUAUCGCACGUAUAUGGAAUUGGCAUGGGAUGUAGUUGACGAUAUAAUAUAGUGCCGCUGAAGGGGAAGCGCGAAAGCGAGAGAAAGAGAGAGAGUAGAAAGAGAGAGAGAGAGCAAAGAGAGAGAGAGAGAGAGCGAGAAACGGCGCUAAGUCGAGGAUACAUUUGGGGGGUGGUGGUGAUGCGAAUGUCGACGAGAGCAUAACGUUUGUACGACAUGAACGUAACGACAAAUGUUAGCGGUUUUGCAACGCAACAUGGCAACGAUACACUGAACGUGACGUACGAGCCGUCGUCGUUGGACGUUGCGGUAGUCGUUGGUUCGUCGACGCGUUACACCGUGCUCGAGAUAGUAGUGAUAACGAUCGUCGCCGGUUUCCUGAGUCUGGCGACGGUCAUCGGCAACAGCAUGGUCAUGAUAUCGUUCAAAAUCGACAAGAGACUGCAGACCAUUUCCAACUACUUCCUCUUCAGUCUGGCCGUCGCCGAUUUCGCGAUCGGUCUCAUCUCCAUGCCGCUAUUCACCGUGUCCACGUUGCUCGGUUACUGGCCCCUCGGACCCUACAUAUGCGACACUUGGCUGGCCCUCGAUUACCUCGCGAGCAACGCCUCGGUACUAAACCUCCUCAUCAUCAGCUUCGACAGGUACUUCUCCGUCACCAGACCCCUCAAGUACAGGGCCAAACGGACGACCUUGAGGGCCGGGAUGAUGAUAGCUAGCGCGUGGGGGAUAUCGUUGCUGUUGUGGCCGCCGUGGAUAUUCGCCUGGCCUUACAUAGAGGGUGAACGCACGGUGCCCGACAACGAGUGUUACAUACAGUUCAUAGAGACGAAUCAUUACAUCACGUUCGGAACGGCUAUAGCGGCUUUCUACGUACCGGUCAGCGUGAUGAUAUUCCUCUACUGGAGGAUAUGGAGGGAAACGGAGAAGCGGAAGAAAGAUCUGCCGAAUUUACAGGCGGGGAAGAAAGACGCGAGCAAACGCAGCAACUCGAGGUACAUGCCGAAUAGCGACGAGGCUCUGGAUUUGGACGAAUGGAAGCGGCAACGAAGCGAGUCCAGUACCGGAGCCGAUGAAAUCAAUACGACCUACAUGACAUCGUCUUGCAUGGACGGUCGUUACGCCGAAUAUAAAAUGAAACACCGUCCAUUUUCUUGGAUCUGGUUGAAAUCGUGGUGCGUGGCGUGGUGGCACAGCGGAAGGGAAGACGAAGACGACGACGACGAUAUCGUCGGUGGCGAGAGCAGCAGGACGGGUCAGGGUUGGGAUGAAACAUUGACGCCGUUAUCAGCCGAAACGCCAUUACCUAGUAACAUGUCACGUUGUCCAUCUUUGAACGUAAUUCCAUCCACGGGCCUCUCAAUAGCUCGCAACAAUUCGCCAAGUUGUAUAGCCGUGCCGAAUUACGGAGGUAUUGCGGAAAAGGGUGGUGUUGGUGGGGUUGGUGGAGGUGGUGGUGGUAGAUUAACGACAAAUAGUACUUCAAACGAUUCGGUUUACACGAUAUUAAUAAGACUACCUACUGCAGACGGUAACGGCGAAGCCUAUGGUAGCGAUGUUCCUAGUAUAAAAAUGUACUCAGACGACAUGAUGGGGCUCCGAAUAAAUCACGCCGUCGAUAAUUUCGAAGACAAUUAUAAAUAUUCAAUAAAAUCUGGCACGGUCGGCCACGUGGACUGUCACAAUUUUACGGCACCGUCAUCGACAGCGUUGAGACGUCCUUCGCACAUAUCUGAGAUGAGGACAUCGGCGGUAUCAUCGUCAUCGUCGUCAGGACCUCUGAACGAAAAGAUAAUACAGAAGCACAUAAUUACCGGAAGCGGCGAGGGUGCUACCGGAUUGGGUGGUAGAGGUUUGCUCAAUAAAACGCCAAAUAAAAAGAAGAAAAAACCGCAGGAGAAAAAAGCCGACACAAAAGCUGCAAAGACGUUGUCAGCUAUAUUAUUGGCUUUCAUAUUGACCUGGACACCCUACAAUAUAUUAGUAUUGUUGAAACCGUUGACGGCUUGCGUCGGCUGUAUACCGCAAGAACUAUGGGACUUUUUCUAUUAUCUUUGUUACAUUAAUAGUACGAUUAAUCCUGUGUGUUACGCGUUAUGCAACGCAUCAUUUCGUAGAACAUACGUAAGAAUACUAACGUGUAAAUGGCAUAGUAGAGACAGAACUGCGGUUAAUCGAGGUUAUUACAAUUAAUUGAUUCGUUAUGCGGUAGAAUCGUGUUUAAAAGUCGGAGGAAAUUCGGAAAGAAGAAAGGGGGGGAGAGAGAGAGAAAAGGAAAUAAAUAUUACAACCGGAGCACACGUAACGAUUAUCACUUAAUCAUUCACAUAUACCCUAACGAAGAGGCGAGAAAAAUGGAAAAAAAAACUGAAAACUGAAAACGAGAGAGAGAAAAACAAAAAAAAAUACCAAAAAAAUAAAAAACUUGAAAAUUGAAAAAAAUAUAAUAUUAUGAGUAUAUAGUAGUCGUUGUGCAGUUGAUAUUUAUAUACAUAAACAAUAUUUCCUACCGUUGCCAAAAAUGAAAGAAAAAUAAAAUAAAAAAUAAAAUAACAGUAAAACAA